Messenger RNA from Paramisgurnus dabryanus, 1590 nucleotides. The record is from RefSeq and is a predicted model, not a curated record. NCBI's taxonomy places the organism in Eukaryota, Metazoa, Chordata, Actinopteri, Cypriniformes, Cobitidae.
AUGGCACUUUCAUAUUCGCUUUGCAGCCCUCUAUCGGCCAGAACCGCACUAAAGAAGUUUUCUUCAUCUCCCUACUCCUCCUUCACCAUGUCCUCCUCCUCUCCCUCCUCCUUCACCACAUCGUCCUCCUCUUCCUCCUCCUUCACCAUGUCCUUCUCCUCUCCCUCCUCCUUCACCACAUCGUCCUCCUCUUCCUCCUCCUUCACCAUGUCCUCCUCCUCUUCCUUCUCCUUCACCACGUCCUCCUCCUCUUCCUUCUCCUUCACCACAUCCUCCUCCUCUUCCUCCUCAUCCUCUUCCUCCUCCGUCACCACGUCCUCUUCCUCCUGCUCCUCCUUCACCAUGUCCUCUUCCUCCUCCUUCACCACGUCCUCCUUCUCUUCCUACUCCUUCACCACAUCCUCUUCCUCCCCCUUCAUCACGUCCUCCUCUUCUUCCUCUUCUUCCUACUCCUUUACCAAGUCCUCUUCCUCCUCUUUCACCAUGUCCUCCUCUUCUUCCUCUUCUUCCUACUCCUUCACCAAGUCCUCUUCCUCCUCUUUCACCAUGCCCUCCUCCUCUUCCUACUCCUUCACCACGUCCUCUUCCUACUCCUUCACCACGUCCUCCUCCUCUUUCUACUGCUUCACCACGUCCUCUUCCUCCUCUUUCACCAUGUCCUCCUCUUCUUCCUCUUCUUCCUACUCCUUCACCAAGUCCUCUUCCUCCACUUUCACCAUGCCCUCCUCCUCUUUCUACUCCUUCACCACGUCCUCUUCCUACUCCUUCACCACGUCCUCCUCCUCUUUCUACUGCUUCACCACCUACUCCUUCACCACAUCCUCUUCCUCCCCCUUCAUCACGUCCUCGUCUUCUUCCUCUUCGUCCUACUCCUUUACCAAGUCCUCUUCCUCCUCCUUCACCACGUCCCGUUCUUCCUCCUUCACCACAUCCUCCUCCUCUUCCUACUCCUUCACCAAGUCCUCUUCCUCCUCUUUCACCAUGCCCUCCUCCUCUUCCUACUCCUUCACCACGUCCUCUUCCUACUCCUUCACCACGUCCUCCUCCUCUUUCUACUGCUUCACCACGUCCUCUUCAUCCACUUUCACCACAUCCUCCUCCUCUUCCUCCUCCUUCACCACGUCCUCCUACUCUUCCUACUCCUUCACCACGUCCUCUUCCUCCUCCUUCACCACGUCCUCUUCCUCCUCCUUCACCACGUCCUCCUCCUCUUCCUACUCCUUCACCACGUCCUCUUCCUCCUCCUUCACCAUGUCCUCUUCCUCCUCCUUCACCACGUCCUCCUUCUCUUCCUACUCCUUCACCACAUCCUCUUCCUCCCCCUUCAUCACGUCCUCCUCUUCUUCCUCUUCUUCCUACUCCUUUACCAAGUCCUCUUCCUCCUCCUUCACCACGUCCUCCUACUCUUCCUACUCCUUCACCACGUCCUCUUCCUUCUCCUUCACCUUGUCCUUCUUUCCCUCCCCCUCUGCCUCCUCCUCUUCCUCUCCCUCUCCCUCAUCCUCUUCCUCUCCCUCCUCCUCUUCCUCGUCCUUCUCCUCAACCUAUUCCUUCAUUUCUCUGUGUAUUGAUUGUUUCAAAGCUCAGUGA